GAGGCAGCGUUAGCACUUGUUGUUGCCUUUACGUUGAUAGCAUAAUACUGUUUACCUCAAGUUUGCUUGUUUGGUAUGUAUAAGUUUCUGAACAGAAACUAUACAAGGUGUAUAUUGCAGCCAUAUGCGAGCGAAAGGGCUCCAAAUACAACCUGGCUAGAGUAGCCACGCCAUUACUGAUAAUUCAGGAAGAGAGGAUUCUACUUUGCUGAAAAGUCUCAACAUUUCACUCAAGCGACAGGACAUGAUCCAGCAAAGUGCACGAGGAAGAAAUUUCUCGAAUGGAGCGCACAGGCAUUUAAGUGCAAUCAAUUAUCAGUUGGACAUAAACUCCGUGACAGAAAAUGGGACAGUACAUUUUGUAAGGAGAUGACUGCAGGAGUGGGCACGAGAUCCUUCCAAGAAAGCUGGGACGGAUUCCUCUUCUUCGAAGCACAAAGAGCAUCGAUUUGGAAAGGAAGGCUCCACCCUCUCCUUAGGUACCUCUUCGAAUCUUUUAUAUUCUACUAUAACUAGAGAAGAUCAUGUCGAAAAUUCGCUUGACUGCUAAUUACUUACUGAGGUAAUUGCGUGUUAGAUUUAUGUCAGUAGGGUGGUAAACCAAGUAUUGGGCAGUAGACGACAAUAAACUGGUCUGUGCUUAGGUUAUAGAUAGCAGCCAGGACAUAGCAAACUAUGUUUUAUGUUUAUUUUUAGUCGGAAGGCAUGAAGGUUUUUUCCCCCUCUCUGAUGAAAUGACAGCCCCCCUUUGUACCCCCCUUACUGCAUUGUGUUGUCUAAUUAUAUAUAUGCUUGGUAUGCCAUCAUUGUAGCUGUUAAAGGAGAUUCACAUUCAAACUAUCAUUAAGACUGAUAUAACUGUUUUCUGAUUUAAUCGUAGGAAGCACAGUGCUUUGUUAUGAUUGCCCAAGGGAGAACCAAUGGGCUUCAUUAUCUAUUAAUAAAUAUUUGGAAUGCUUGUUCUGGUCAGGUUUAACUAUGAACAGUCAGAUUAACUUUGGUAACUCUUUUAACCCGCAAUUGAACGUUUUCUUUGAAGCAUAAUGGAGAUACAGAAAGGCUUGUGGACAUAAUUACAUCAUAUACUAAUUUCACUUGUUGAAGGAAUAGUCUAUGUAGAGGCAUCCUUCUGACAUCCAUCUUUGAGGUUUGCUAUCCUGGACGCAGCUCCCAAUAUACCUCUUGCAAAGAAGACCUUCACUUUAUUGUUUUGGAAGCUGUUGAUAUGAUCUCACAUGGUUAUGGAGUUCACUGACUUGCUCGAAUGUCUUCUUUGCCCAAAUGUAGAGAGGCGUGUGAAUAGGAUAAAAAAGGCCUUCAUGUUUGUGUCCUCAAUAAUCAGAACCUAACUCAGCCGUUGGUGUAAUAUACCAUUUUUCUCAUACCUUUGUACGGUGCUUCUGAUGUGGAGGUGGUAUUGAGGAUAACAUUUUGUGGGUUAGUUGGCUGAAAUGCAUGUGAAUAUGCCAUUUGAUUCCUCAAUUGGCUAUUAAAGGUGGUGGCCCAAGUCUCAAUGGCUUCCAAAUGAAAGCUAGACAAGGAAAGUCAUCGAACAGAUCUUUAAUGUUACCAUAUGAUUCCUUCACAAUAUCACAUGCAAUUGUACAACUUGUUUCUUCAGUUAGAUGAAGAUCCUUUAUCAGAGGUUUAGGCAAAGGUCCAAUCACUCUGUUCUUUCCUCCACUGGUGCACGGGAGGAGAAAGUUGAUCUCGGUCGAUUACCUGAGACGCUUCCGGAAGAUGUGAGAGAGGGACAUUUUGUUGUGUAUACUGUAAAUGAUGGCGAACCUAAGAGGUUCAUUAUCAGGCUUGAUUACUUGGACCAUCCAGGCUUUGUGAAGCUACUUGAGCUGGCUGCAGAAGAAUUUGGGCUUCGACAAGCUGGAGUGCUUGCUGUUCCUUGCAGGUCUGUUGAGCUCCAAAAGAUUCUUGGGAACUGGAGAAAGUAAGAUGGUAGUGAUGCUGGGUACUCUUUCUUAAAUAUUUGGAUGCCAUGUGUAGCAAUUUGCCAAAGCUCUUGUGUUUGUUUGUUUCGAGAUUUUUCUCUGGAGUUGCUUGCUUGCUUCUCCAGAGCUUUCUUACACUGUGUUUCCGAAGAAAGGGAGGAAAAUGGAGAGAGGAAAAUUUGGAGGGAAGGGAAAAUGAGGGAAAGGAAAAGUUGAAAGGGAAGGAAAAUGUUGUUUUAUGGAGGAAAGUGAAGGAAAAAAAUAUAUUGGGAAAUGUAUUAGAUAUGUUAUUUUAUUGAUUAUGUAAGAGUAAAUAAUCUCAUUAAUGUUGACAAUGGC
Messenger RNA from Linum tenue, 2285 nucleotides. Lineage: Eukaryota; Viridiplantae; Streptophyta; Magnoliopsida; Malpighiales; Linaceae. The record is from the annotation of a GenBank genome assembly.